This is a messenger RNA of Seriola dumerili (greater amberjack), 2763 nucleotides long. RefSeq names its product calcineurin B homologous protein 3-like (gene tescb). Gene Ontology annotation, molecular function: calcium ion binding. The transcript has 8 exons. The record is from RefSeq and is a predicted model, not a curated record. NCBI's taxonomy places the organism in Eukaryota, Metazoa, Chordata, Actinopteri, Carangiformes, Carangidae. Bases 124 to 804 code for a protein of 226 amino acids.
GGUGGAGAUGGAUGAUUCCGAAACAUGAUCCUCUGAGAUCCGUUUCAGCUCCUACACUUUCGGUUCGUUUGUGUCUCGGGUCCCGUUAAAACUGGACCGGUCAGGUAGGAGCUUUUUGGAGGAAUGGGUGCUCUACAGUCCUUACCUGGUCAGCCAGAAUACAUUGAUCUGGCGGAAAAGACGGGGUCCCUAAGGUUUGCUUCUUGUUUGUUCUUAGUUUCACUUGAACAGAUUGCAGUCCUGCAUAAAAGAUUCAAACAGUUGAGCCACAAUGAAGAAAGUCUACGGAGAGAUCACUUCAAUGAAAUCCCAGAUCUUGCAUGCAACCCCAUCCGUGCACAGAUCAUAGAGGCUUUCUUUGACAGAAGAAACUAUCGCCAGAAUGGUGAGGGGACGGUUGAGGAGAUCGGCUUUGAGGAGUUCCUGGUGGUCAUGUCCCAUUUCAGGCCCCCGUCUCUGCACAUGACAGAGGAACAGCGUGAGAGUGUCAGGAAGGAGAAACUGAGAUUUUUAUUCAACAUGCAUGACACAGACAACGACGGGACAAUAACUCUUGAAGAAUACAGACAUGUGGUGGAGGAGCUGUUAUCUCGCAGUGGGGCACUGGGGAAGGAAACAGCCAAAAGCAUUGCUGAUGCAGCCAUGCUGGAGGUGGCUAGUAUUUCUAUGGGACACAUGGAACCUGAUGAAUUCUAUGAGGGAAUUACAUUUGAGCAUUUCCUCAAGUUGCUGGACGGCUUUGAAAUUGAAUCAAGAAUGAACAUUCGCUUUUUGAAUAUGGACACGACAACUCUGUGUAAGUGAGGUUGGUACACUUCACUAUUCAGUGACUUUGUGAAGACUCUAUUAAUUAUAACAGCAACUAUUGCUUGUUUCCAACACCAACCUUUGCUGCUUGCAUUGACUAUAUGCCUUACUUAGUGAAUAACUAUGCAAAUCCAAAGAAAAUAUGUGUAUUGUGGAUGUUUAGGGGUAGUUUAUUUAACUGUAAGCAAUAAUAUUAGAUAAUCAGUGGAUCAGUGAAUCACCACAAUCAGGCUGUUAGUAGUUCGACAAAGCAAUAAUCAAAUAUCCACGUCUGGAGUAAAAGACAGUAUGACUAUGCAUGCAAAUAUGGAUGCUAGAUGAACCUUUACAAAUGUUAAUGCCAUAAAUCAAUAACUCUAAAUAAUCAGGUAUAUACAGGUUUGUCAAAGUAUCUAUAUGUGUCAAACAACAGUAAGACAAUAACUUGAAAUGCCUUGACUCUGACACUCUGCAGCAUAUUUAACUUGAUGCAUGCUCUGCGCACCACAUUUGCACAAUAAAAGACCCCAUGAAGCAGGUCUGACUCCAGUUCACAAUGUGCAUUUCUGAUAAAAAGGAAAUGGGAGUGCUGUCAUGCAAGAUUAAAUGCUAAAAAGCAAAAUUUGAUUAGUUCUAAUUCAGAGGAGAGAAGGGUGAUGUACUGUAAGUAGUGACAUAAUCAGAUUUUAGUCUGAUUUUAGAGACAAACUAAUGCAGUUCAGUUUACAUGAACCUUGAAAACAAAACAACCAGCAGUUCACACCAUGCUUUCUCAGAAAAGUCAGUGUACCCUCAAGAGAGCAAACUACUUAUGGAAAUAACUCAAGUGAACUGUGGUAUAUGAUGUCAUUACAAUAUUUUAAAUUUGGAAAAUUCUCUUUAACAAUUCAGAGAAGUCACAACAGAGUGUGUGUUGGAGAUUAUGGAAACGCAUUAUUAUGCUCACUCUUAAUUAUAUUUAUGAACACUUUAAAUAUUACUCAGUCUGAGCCUUCAUAGAUCAUAAAAUCAUGAGGAAGUCAUGCUUGAUGGUUGAACAUUUUAUGUCUGCUGUAACUUACACUUAAAACCACGUUUGUUUUAUUCCGACAUAUAAUACAAGUGUGACCAAACUCUUUGCAGCUUCAUCAUACCAGAUGUUUCAAGAGAUAUUAUCAGUCCUAUUACUCCCACUUUUUGGUCAAAACAUCAAGAACAGUAAUCUCAUGUAAGCCUUUUCAGAAAGGCUCAAAAUAAUGAAGAUUAAGGCAAGUGGGUUAUAAAUGGGCAGUCAGAAGCAGAUCUCUAAUCUUACAAAUCUUUUUUUCAUUUUAUGGAAAGCUGCUGCUCUACUCUUAUCUAUACUGACCUGCACUGACUCCACAACCUAAUGUAGUUUCUUCAUUAAAGACAUUGGUCGUGACUUUUUAAUUAAGUCCCCAGCUUUUGGUGUUACUGUACAGUCUGGCACUGAAUAUGUAUUGUAUGUUGGAAAUAAACAUACACUUCAUUUUUUAACAUUUCCUGAUAGACUGUCGAGAAUGCAAUACAUACAAUGCAAGAUACCCAGCGGCACUUCUGAUGCACUGCGACUUCAUACUCUAGUCAACAUCCUCAUUGACGAGUGUAUACUGCCCUCCAUAGGUCAAAACAUAUAAAUCAUGUUAAAUGAAAUUGAACUUGCACCUGAUUCAUUAAUGACAUUUUUUUAUACAUCUUCAGAUUAUGUAAAAUGUAUAAUAUAGUGCUUUUCAAUAUGAUACAUUCUGGGUCAUUUUUAUGCAGUUUCUCAUCCAUUUAAAUUAUUAGAUUUGUCACUUAUACUGUUCAUGACAUUAUAUCAUUAAGGCCUUUUAAACUGUCCAUAUUUUUGCAAUAAAAUAUGACAUGUAGCCUGAUUGUGGGUCUGAUUUUUAAUUGUUCAUCGUUGUACAGACCACGUUGUAAAGUGGUCUGUAUUUCAGUCCUGAUCACAGGCGGCCUAUUUGUAGAGAAAUG